AUGGGGAAUGAUAGUUCUUUUGCAACUGUGGAGAUUACCGUGCAUCCUACCAUUUUCCCAAGAGCUGGAUAUGGAGUCUUGGCUUUCCUGAUGUUUCUUAAUGCUUUAUUUUCAAUAUUUAACAAUUUUUUGGUUAUUGCUGUAACGCUGAAGAAUCCUCAGCUCCGUAACCCCAUCAACAUAUUCAUUCUCAAUGUCUCCUUUUCAGAUCUUAUGAUGUCCCUCUGUGGCACCACCAUUGUUAUAGCUACAAACUACCGCGGAUAUUUCUUCCUGGGAAAGAGGUUCUGCACUUUCCAGGGAUUUGCUGUCAAUUAUUUUGGUAAGCAAAAUAGCUAGAUAUUUCUGCUGCUGCUUAUUGCUGUUAUAAUUAAAAUACAUUUAUAUCCUGCCUUUCAUGGCAAACCCCCUUAAGAGGGUUUGCACAGAUAAAUAACAGUACAAUUUACAGUUAAAAUACCUUUAAACAGACAAGUCGACAGCAAUAUCAAGUCGACAAAACCAGAAUAAACAGCCAAACAUUUAGUUCCCUCUUGAAUGACAACUGAUGUGAGAUCUUUGGGUUUUAUUAUGCUAAAUGAAAGAAGGUCAUGAAGGUGCUUUGUAGUUAAAAAAAAGAAUAAAUGUAAGUUUUUAAAAAAAAUUCUGGAACAUCCUGGCCCAAUCCUAACUUGGAAUUCAAAUGACUAAUUUUGUUGUUGUUUCUAAACCACUACUCAAAGUGUGUAUAAGCACACAGACCUUUUUCAGAAUAAGUCCCACUGAAAUAAGUAUGACAGACAUUUGAGUAAACAUAGAUAGGAUUGGGUAGCACAGCCGAAAUUUUAAGCUCAUUUAUUGUGCUAUCCUAUACUUUUCUACUCGGAAUUAUGUCUCAUUGACUCCCGUGGGAUUUACUCCCAGAUAUGUGUGCAUACGGUUGCAAAAGUACAUCCCAUUGAUUUCGAAUUUUUUUGGAAUUUCCUAUGAAAUAUGAUCAACAGUAUUGAAAUGUGGAAUAUUGUGGUUUGAUGAUUCCUAGCAUUUUUUUUGCCUUUCUUAUUAUCUUCCAGGAAUUGUUUCUCUUUGGUCCCUGACCAUUUUAGCUUACGAAAGAUACAAUGUGGUCUGCCAGCCUCUGGGAACUCUCCAGAUGAGCAAGAAGAGAGGUUACCAGCUCCUUGGUUUCAUCUGGGUUUUCUGUCUCUUCUGGGCUGUGGUCCCACUCUUUGGCUGGAGUUCUUAUGGACCCGAAGGAGUCCAGACAUCAUGCUCCAUUGGCUGGGAAGAUAGAUCUUGGAACAACUAUAGCUUUCUGAUUGUAUACUUCUUGUCCUGCUUCUUUAUCCCUGUCCUGAUCAUUGGGUUUUCAUAUGGCAAUGUCAUUAGGUCACUGCGUGGGGUAAGUAGUCAACUGUUUCCUCCACCCCAUUCCACCUCUGUCCCCGUUUGCUGACCAAUGCCACCUCCAUACUUUUCUGUCACCGAGCCAAUUUAUUCUUGGUGUUAAUGCAUCCACAAGUUUGCAGCCUAAAUGAAAGCCCAUAGGAUUCCUGGCUCUUUUCAUAUUUGUAUCCAGUCAAUGUCAGUGUCAUCAUGUAAAACAGUGCAGACUUUUAUAGAGCUUUUUUUUUUUUUAAAAAAAACUUGCAUACAGCUAUAUAAGCAAUGGCCAGAUUUUUUUAAAUACCAGAAAAUUCCUUUUAUGUUUCAGUUCCCAUCUGAAGGCACUAUAGAGUGACUUGACCAAAGCAGUUUAGGCAAUUAUGGCCACAUUAUCUUUGCAUUUGAGGUUAAAAAUCAAAAUCAUGUGCAUGCACAUAUACAACUCAAGAGCAUAACUCUUUUAAAAAAAGAUACACAAGUCUAGGGCUGCAAAAUGGUGCCCCGUCUAGAAACUGUCACUCAAAGCAAGUGUUAAAUGAUGUGAAGAUCAUGUCCCUUUAUGCUAAAGCCAAUUCUGAAGCCUAGUAGCUUAGUAUGUGCUGCUGGCGUUUAUUUCAAACUUUUCUGCUUUCUAGAGUUCCUCCAAGAAAUUUACAGCAUGGAAUCAAAAUAACAGCAGCAUUUAAAAGCUCAAUGAUGAAAUUGUAGUAAGAGCAAAACACAAAAAAUUCAAGGACAUACAUGUAGUUUAUCAGAAGAGACGCCCAGACUGCAAUAAGAGCAAUGGUGAUUUGGAAGAUAUUAGCUUUCAUUCAUGCACCUUGUAGAUGUACAACAUGCAGGCUUUAAUGUAGACAUAGGAUUUGCAUGAGUCCAAACAUAGCUGAAUAAAUGCCUCUAUUGAAUGGCUAAUACUGUUGAUUUGAUUUAACAGCUAAAUAAGAAAGUUGAAGAAAUGGGAGGAAAAGGGAAUCCGGAAGAAGAGUUUCGGGCCGUAAUUAUGGUGCUUGUGAUGGUGGUGGCUUUUUUGGUCUGCUGGCUGCCAUACACAGUCUUUGCUCUUACUGUUGUUAUUGACCCAGCCCUGAAUAUUUCCCCUCUGGCUGCAACCAUCCCAACAUAUCUCUCCAAAACAAGCCCAGUAUACAACCCAAUCAUCUACAUUUUCUUGAACAAACAGGUAUUGCACUGUCUUUUGUAUAUUUUGUGGGCUAGUUACUUUUAUAGUGAAUUUCAUUUUGUAGAUUAAGUUGCAGGCUUCCAACUUCAAAUCUACUAGUCGCUGUAGAACCUUUGUUUGGGCAACCCUAUUCUCCCCUUCCUGUCCCUCAACAGGAUUUUUGAAAUUAUUUAUCUAGGUGAGACCUUAUAUACAUUUGCACAAGCAUACUGACUGGGACGCGGGUGGCGCUGUGGGUUAAACCACAGAGCCUAGGACUUGCCGAUCAGAAGAUCGGCGGUUCGAAUCCCCGUGAUGGGGUGAGCUCCCGUUGCUUGGUCCCUGCUCCUGCCAACCUAGCAGUUCGGAAACACGUCAAAAGUGCAAGUAGAUAAAUAGGUACCACUCUGGCGGGAAGGUAAACAGCGUUUCCGUGUGCUGCUCUGGUUCGCCAGAAGUGGCUUAGUCAUGCUGGCCACAUGACCCUGAAGCUGUACGCUGGCUCCCUCAGCCAAUAAAGCAAGAUGAGCGCUGCAACCCCAGAGUCGGUCAUGACUGGACCUAAUGGUCAGGGGUCCCUUUACCUUACUAACUGGGCAAAAGGCAAUUUGUACACUUUCACAUGCAGAAUCCUCUUUUGGGUCUGCUCAUGCAUCAGGAUUUCUGGAUCCAGUAGCAGGACUCUUGUGUGUGUGUUGUUUCCCCCACGGCUGGACCAUUUCCCCAGAUGGUUGGCAUUGCCACUGCUGGGUUGACUCUGGGAUGACUCCAGUGAAGUCAUUGCAUGAGCAGAGUGACUUCCGCUCACGCAAUAGAACUUCUCCUUCUCCUCCCUCCUGCAUUCCCUGCUCUGGGGUGGGGGAACCCCCAAGGUAGAUUUGGGAAGGUUAUGGGGGGUACACGAGUUGAGCAGAAAGAGAAGUUCCAUUGCAUGAGGGGAAGUUGUUUGAACCCCACCCAGAGUCAAACAAUUAACCCUGGUCAGCCCAAAUAGAAAGGGCCUUGCAAUAAUUCUGAAAGAAGCUCAUAUGCAUUGUACUCUGGUGAACAAAAAAUGGAUAGGAAGACCUUGUUGAAAGACCACAGGAUGACAUGUACACUGUUUCCAGUUAGCAGAAUAUAAUAUAACUUAGAGUUAUACCCAAAAGGAACGCUAUCUCACUGUGACAGCACAAAAGCACAAGCAUAUUGAUUUUCCUUUGUUUUCGUUUUGCAGUUUCGUGAGUGCGCGGUUGAAUUUAUAACCUGUGGCCAAGUUGUUCUGGCAAAACCAGAUGAAGAGAUUUCGACAUCCGCAGCUCCAGCUGAACCCAAAACUCCUUGUAAGAUCAACCAAGUGACUCCAGUCUGA
Molecule: messenger RNA, 3875 nt
Organism: Podarcis lilfordi (Lilford's wall lizard)
Lineage: Eukaryota; Metazoa; Chordata; Lepidosauria; Squamata; Lacertidae
Source: the annotation of a GenBank genome assembly